AUGAAGAGCCAUGCGCCGAAUGUCAUGCCCUGCAGCAGCGGCAGCAGGUAUGCAUCCGUUGCAGAGGCUGCUGCACAGCAGAACCCUCAGGCGGUCGUCGAGAUGCUGUCGCAGAGUUACAGAGCGGAGGAGCAGGACUCGGAAGGCAACACAGCUCUCCACUAUGCUGCAUGGUUCAGGCUAGACUCACUCCUCACCCCGUUACUGGAAAGAGGGGCGCGACCUGACAUUCCCAAUUAUUCCGGAGAGUCCGCAAUUCAUUGGGCCGCGAAGUCUUCCAAUGUCAUAGCUUUGGAUGCGAUGACCAGGGCCAACAAAGCUCUUCUCUCGAUCCGCGAUUGUGAUGGUUUCACUGCCUUCCUGGUGUCCGCACAAUCGGACAACAGCCCCGUGAUGGAGUGGCUGUACCUCAAAGGUGUCAGCGUGGAAGAGCAGGAUGAUUGCGGCAGAACUGCUCUGCUGUGGGCAUGCCACCAGGGGAACAAGAAGACAGUUCAGUGGUUGCUCUCGCGAUCUGCCAGUAUUGCUCACCGAGACCGAGAAGGCAUGACUGCACUUCACCAGGCAGCCCUGCAAGGACACACGCUGAUCGCGGAAAUGCUCAUGGAAGUCGGGGCGGUGCACCUCUUAGAAGUCCCGGAUAGCGCUGGCGAGACCCCGAUUGAACUCGCAAUGCGGAAAGGGAAGAGGCACUUGGUGCUUGACUUUCACAAGUGCCAGGUAUUUAACUUUUUGUUCGGCCGGCCAUACCUUUUCCAGAACAACUACGCGGGUCUCUUCCUUUGUUUCGUUGUCUACAACAUCAUCGUGUUUGCCUUUGUCAUAGCGCCGGGAAUUGCGGCUAGAAAUCCUGAAGCCGUCCUGAUCUGGUCGAUGCUAGUGGGAUUGUCACUGCUGCUGUGGGUGCAAUGCCUCUUCUCGGAUCCUGGCUGGCUUCAGCCACGCACCAUAAACUCCCAGAAACGCCUGCUGGGCAAAGAUCCAGCAGGGACGUUUGAUGCUGAUCAGCCGAUCGAGUCACAGAUGGCUCAUUGUGACAGCGUUCUUCAGAAGCUGUCCUUGGCAUGCGACGGCGAGGUCCCGCAGGCCACGAAGCUGGAGCUAGAGCAGAACAAGUACAACUACCAGCGACAUCUUCUCCAAGCAGCACGGAAACGACUCAAAGAAGGCUGUGGAUGCGGCGAUCCCCGAAGCCCAGCCUUGGGCGAAUCGCAGCCCUUGAUCCCCUCGAAACUCGAUGGCGGCUCCCAAAAGGCCCAGCUGGAGCGAGCAACUGUGGCUCUAAGCGAGCGUGAACGUGCUGCAGUGGAGAAUCUGGGCCGCGCCAGAGUGGAGCACUUAGUGGCACAAGGGUCUGGCGAGUAUCUAGCCUUGGUGGAGAAAGGCGACUUCAAGAAGGUGUGCAUUAUCUGCCGCUCGGUACGGAAAUUUCGCUCGCACCACUGCAAGGAACAAGGUCGAUGUGUUGAUCGAAUGGACCAUCACUGCCCAUGGAUAGACAACAGCGUUGGUUUGGGCAAUCAACGAUCUUUCUUUUCCUUCAUCACCGUGCUUCUUGCCGCCCUCCUCUACUUCCACUACACGGUAUUUCUUUAUACUUUCGACACGGUGUUUCCAGAGAUCUCUCGGGGCUCCUUCGCUGAGCUAUUGGAGUCCCUGAGAAAUGGGUCCCUUGGAGCAGAGUUGCAACCAAUUCUGGUUCUGACAACGGCUGCGUUUGAUGCAAUUUGGGUGUGCUUCGUCGGAAUGCUGGUUGCCAGAACCACCGCCAACAUGAUGGUGAACUUAACUGCCUACGAAGUUUUGGUCAGACCCAGCCAUGUGCUGCGACGCUUUCCCAAAACUCGAGGAGAGUAUUGGUACCUCCAAGAUUUCGGAAUCAGAUCUGCUUUCUACAACUCCAUUAGAUUCUGGACGUUAGACGACAGCGGUGAUGCGGCAGCUUUCCGUAGAACCCAAGAGGUGCAAGGCAAGCCUUCUCACUUCGUGGAAGUGGUUUAA
Messenger RNA from Symbiodinium sp. CCMP2592, 2001 nucleotides. The record is from the annotation of a GenBank genome assembly. NCBI's taxonomy places the organism in Eukaryota, Dinophyceae, Suessiales, Symbiodiniaceae.